GCGUUGCUCGCUGCUGAGUGACAUUCAGUCCGAUCACCAGGAUCCGAUUGCGACCUGUUGAAGACUGUUUGUUUUUAAUUCCUUCAGCUCAGAUUCUAAAGAGAAAAAUAAAACUUUAGAUUCUUUUUCUUUUCUGUCAAAGCAGUUCUUGAAACAUUGAAUCCCUUGUAAACUGGUAGAAAUGAUGAAAAACGGACAACACGGUACCAAGGAUCAGAGCGAAGAAGCCGGCAGCAGUACGCCGGCUGCCUCCGCGCGUAGCCCGGAGAAAAGGAAGAGGGUUGUCCGGUUGUGGUGCGAUGGAUGCUACGACAUGGUGCACUACGGUCACUCUAACCAGCUGCGGCAGGCUAAGUCUAUGGGCGAUUACCUUAUUGUCGGGGUGCACACGGACGCGGAGAUUUCCAAACACAAGGGCCCUCCGGUUUUUACUCAGGAAGAGCGCUACAAGAUGGUGCGUGCAAUCAAGUGGGUGGACGAGAUAGUGGAGGGGGCCCCUUAUGUCACAACGCUGGAAACGCUGGAUAAAUACAACUGUGACUUCUGUGUGCAUGGAGAUGACAUCACGCUAACAGUGGACGGUAAGGACACGUAUGCGGAGGUGAAGCAGGCUGGGCGAUACAGAGAGUGUAAGCGCACCCAGGGGGUCUCCACCACCGACCUGGUGGGGCGGAUGCUUCUAAUGACCAAAGCCCACCACAGCAACAUGGAUAACACAGAUUACCAGCAGCACACCGACAACUUUGGAAAGGGUGCUACAGCCCACAGCCCAUGGACAGGGGUGUCUCAGUUCCUGCAAACAUCCCAGAAGAUCAUCCAGUUUGCUUCAGCUAAAGAGCCUCAGCCUGGAGACACCAUCAUUUAUGUGGCUGGAGCCUUUGAUCUUUUCCACAUCGGCCACGUUGACUUUCUGGAGAUGGUUUAUAAGCAGGCAGAGAGGGCUUAUGUUAUUGUUGGUCUGCACUUUGAUCAGGAAGUGAAUCGCUACAAGGGAAAAAACUACCCCAUCAUGAACAUCCAUGAGAGAACCCUGAGCGUCCUUGCCUGCCGGUAUGUGUCUGAGGUGGUGAUCGGUGCUCCUUAUGCUGUAGGCAAGGACCUGCUGGACCAUUUUAAGGUGGGGUUCUCCUAAAAUGUUUACUAAGACCUACUUUAUCUGUUCAGAUAGAGAGAAUUUCAGCAGCCUGA
Molecule: messenger RNA, 1188 nt
Organism: Cyprinodon variegatus (sheepshead minnow)
Lineage: Eukaryota; Metazoa; Chordata; Actinopteri; Cyprinodontiformes; Cyprinodontidae
Product: ethanolamine-phosphate cytidylyltransferase-like
Exons: 9
Coding region: 182-1132 (316 amino acids)
Biological process (GO): phosphatidylethanolamine biosynthetic process
Cellular component (GO): cytoplasm
Molecular function (GO): ethanolamine-phosphate cytidylyltransferase activity
Source: RefSeq, a predicted model, not a curated record